UAAUGGUGAAACCAACCAGCUCGCUUCUUCAAAGAUACAAAAACAAUGUUCGGGUGGAUCCAUCAACUCUAAACCACUACUUAUGCUACUAUUGCGGAAAAACAUUGUCCGAUCGGCUCGAAUAUCAGCAGCACAUGUUAAAAGUUCAUGAAGUUAUGUCACAGUCCUAUCAACUAUGGUCUGAUCACACAAUGGACACAUUAGGAUUAAUAUGGAGUGAAUCUAAACGGAGCUAUGACCGGGAUACUUCAUGUUCUCUUUCAGUUCCCGCUUCUCCUAUGUCAAGAGAAUCAAGAAACAGGAAUUCGGACGAUGAUUAUUACGAUUAUGUGUACGAAGACGAAAAGCCAAAAAGGAGAAGGAUCGACGUGGAACAAUCGAGACGAUCGGUUGCUGCCGCAGCAGAAAAGCAUCGAAAAUUGCUAGAAGAGCAGAGAAGAAAAGCUGAAGCUGAAUAUGAACGAAAAAGGAAAGCUGAUGAAAAGAAAAAAGAAAAAGCCAUAAAAGACGAAGAAAAGCGUAAAGCAGAAGAUUUGAGAAAAUGUUUACAGUUGCAGCAACAGAAAACUGCUGCUGCUGCUCAAAUAAGAGAAACUGCAGAGAAAGCAGCAGUGGCGAGAAGGAUGAGUACUUUUGAGGUUGGAGAAUCGUCAGAACAGCUAGCAAAGCCGGAAGGGGAAAAGAGAAAAAGAAGAAGAACUGAAUCACGAUGGCGAGAAAUCGAAUCUGAUAGUGAUAAGCCAGAGGUGACCGCAUUGGUGAAAAAGAUUUUGGAGGAAAGCAAGAAAAAGGAAGCGUCAAGCCAAGAAGUUGAAGAUGCUGAUCUGGUCCCUGAGCUUUCCACACGAAAACCAUACGAUAAUACGGAGCAUGUUUCAAAGUUAUGCAAAGUGUGCAAAAAGGGUCCUCAUUAUACAUUUGCAAAUCUGUUCGAGCAUUAUCAAGACCUCCAUAAUGCAACAAUCAAAUCACUUCACUAUUAUGGAUUUAACGGAAAUAAGUUAAUUGGAAAGAAGAAUCUAAUUGAACGAGAUCACUGUCAGAGAUGCGUUAUCAAGUUCCCAAGAGCACGAGAUUACUUUGCGCAUAUGAUUAAACAUCACGUUUAUGAAAGUGUCAGAUGCCAGCUUGAUUUCGAAAACGCCACCAACGCGGACGUUGAAGCUAGAAUGAUGUUCCGUGACAGAAUCCUGACUCUUGGAUACAACUUCAAAUUCGAGCAAGUAGCUGAUCCAAAUCUCGUAUCAGAUGUUUUGGAACCUGGACAAGAACCAUCGACAAGUGCGGAGCAGGAAGAUCCGAGCUCGCUCAAAAUCGUAAAACUCGAGGAACCAGAACUUGAAGAACAAAAGGCUUUGAAACCAGAAUCAGAGGCGAUGGAGCAGCAGGAAGACGUACACUCGCUGAAUCCUGAAUAAUUCAUUAAUUUUCAAUCAUAUUUUGUUAUUUUUUUUCGGGUUCUCACAAACAAUUUUACGUGAAACGUGAUUCUUCAUGUUUCGCGCGAUUCUCAAAAUCUAAUCUCAUUCUGUCUCCCAUCUAGAUAUCUUAUAUUUCGGUGUAAUAUCUCUCUUCCACCACUCAUAAUGCAACUUUUACAUUCAAUAAUUUUCAAUUUGUUACCUGAACAUUCCCGUUUUUAAAUGAAUUAUUAUUUCGACUA
Messenger RNA from Caenorhabditis elegans, 1663 nucleotides. RefSeq names its product Putative zinc finger protein F44E2.7 (gene F44E2.7). The transcript has 6 exons. Bases 3 to 1418 code for a protein of 471 amino acids. Gene Ontology annotation, cellular component: nucleus. NCBI's taxonomy places the organism in Eukaryota, Metazoa, Nematoda, Chromadorea, Rhabditida, Rhabditidae. The record is from RefSeq and is marked reviewed.